AUGGAUAAUUUACCUCCUGAUGACUUUAUAUAUCCAUUUACUAUGAAUAUUAGAAAUGGUAAAAGCGUGAAAAGAUCAUUAAGAAAAAGUUAUUUUGAACAAAACAAAUGGCUAAUUUAUUCUCAUGUCAAGUCCGGUUUGUUCUGCAAAUAUUGUGUUUUAUUUAGCAAUAAAGGAGGAAGGUAUAACACGAUAACUUUGAAAAAAUUUAUCAUUGAACCUGUAACUAAAUUUUCAAAUUUAACUGGGAAGGAUGGAGACUUGGAAGUACAUAGCAAUAAUAAAUAUCAUAUUACUGCUAUUCAAAUCGCGGAUGACUUUUUGAAAACUCUUUAUAACCCCCAAAAAGAAGUUAUUAAUUUAAUAAAUAAUGAAAGGCUGAGUCAAGUAAUAGAAAACCGAAAAAGACUUACACCGAUUAUCGAAUCAAUUUUAUUCCUCGGCCGUCAGAAUAUUCCGUUUAGAGGCCACCGUGAAAAGGGAAAUAUUGUAGAUAAUAAUGAAUCCAUUGUAAAUACAGGCAAUUUUCGUGAGCUACUCAAGUAUAGAGUACAUAGUGGCGACUCUACAUUAGAAAAACAUUAA
This is a messenger RNA of Metopolophium dirhodum (rose-grain aphid), 585 nucleotides long. Its product is annotated as zinc finger MYM-type protein 1-like. The record is from RefSeq and is a predicted model, not a curated record. Lineage: Eukaryota; Metazoa; Arthropoda; Insecta; Hemiptera; Aphididae. The coding region runs from base 1 to 585 and encodes 194 amino acids. The transcript has a single exon.